UGUCACUUCUAAACAGCGUUCAUUACUUUUUUGACUGGUAUUCCACAGCAAUAUUUUUUCACGCCAAGGAAGGCGCCAAAUUAGGACGUAGCUAACUUUAUUUUAGAUAUAAGUUCAGAACAAGUGCUAUAUCACUAAUUUUAUUGGAAUGAGGUACGGAAUGGAAAGACGCAAAAGCCGCAGCAGAUCAAGAAGUCCACACCAUCGUUAUUCACGUGAAAGAAGAAGGCAUCACAAAAGUCCGAAGAGGUACAACAGGCACUACAGAGGCUCCUCAGGAACAAGAACAUUAAAGCGAUCAUAUGACAGAGAAGUCCGACUGCAACAAUAUUAUCAAUAUGACAAGAAAAAAGAGAGUGGUCUUCGGCAUCAUCGUGGUAGUAAGAAAAAUGGCUACAUACAUAGAAAUGAAGACAGUCACAACUGCAACUCAGGAAGCAGAUCAUCUAGCAUCAGCAGCCAUCAUAGCAGGCAAUCAAGUCAUGUGAGAGACGAUAGAGACGGUCAUCUAAUAUACAGAGCAGGGGAUUUGCUGCUAAAUAGAUAUGAGAUUAGGUCGUUACUUGGUGAAGGAACUUUUGGAAAAUGUCUUGAAUGUUAUGAUAGAAAAAGAGAUAAACAUGUUGCAAUAAAAAUCAUUAAAAAUAUUGAAAGAUACAGGGAAGCCGCCAGAUUGGAAAUUUUGGUCCUUGAAAAAUUAGCUAAAAAAGACCCUGAUAAUAAAAAUUUAUGCAUCAAAUUACUUGGUGCUUUUGAUUAUCAUAAACACAUUUGUUUGGUGUUUCCCAAACUUGGAAAAAGUGUAUUUGAUUUUAUGAAAGAAAAUGUUUAUCAACCAUAUACGAUGCCACAAGUACAACACAUUGCAGAACAGUUACUUACAUCUAUCAAUUUUCUUCACAGUAUCAAACUGACACACACUGAUUUAAAACCUGAAAAUAUGUUAUUUGUUGAUUCAUCAUACGAUUCUUUUUGGAGUGACAAUGCACGACAAAAUAUCCACGUUCUUCGCAAAUCUGAUAUUGAGCUUAUCGAUUUUGGCUCAGCCACAUUUGAUCACGAACACCAUAGUACAGUUGUGUCUACACGUCAUUAUCGUGCUCCUGAAGUUGUUCUGGAAUUGGGCUGGUCUCAACCUUGUGAUAUUUGGAGUUGUGGUUGUAUAAUAUUUGAACUAUACACAGGCAACACAUUAUUCCAGACACACGACAACAAAGAACAUUUAGCCAUGAUGGAAUGUAUAUUAGGUCCUCUUCCGAGCAGCAUGAUCAAAAAAUCAAAAAAAACCAAGUAUUUUAAGAAAGGAGUGUUAGAUUGGGAUACUAGUGUAGAGGGACGGUAUGUUGAAGAUAAUUGUAAACCCCUAUCGGAAUAUCGCACGUCAGAUAGAAAAAUUCACGUUCAGUUGUUCGAUUUACUCGAGAAAAUGUUAACAUAUGAUCCCAGUAAUCGUAUAACUGCAAGCGAAGCUCUUAAGCACUCUUAUCUGGCGCCUUACACUUCCACGAAGUGUAGAAGAGACGAAAGCAGGUGACCAAGCGACUCAAAGAUUAAAUGUUCAUGAAAUUUCAUGUUUCUUGUAAAUAAAAAUGGUUUUCUAAUAAAUAUUUGUCAAUAUAUCUUACUCUUAUAAA
Hydractinia symbiolongicarpus is the source of this 1634-nucleotide messenger RNA. Its product is annotated as dual specificity protein kinase CLK2-like. The transcript has 12 exons. Bases 149 to 1534 code for a protein of 461 amino acids. Gene Ontology annotation, molecular function: ATP binding; protein kinase activity. Gene Ontology annotation, cellular component: nucleus. The record is from RefSeq and is a predicted model, not a curated record. Gene Ontology annotation, biological process: protein phosphorylation. NCBI's taxonomy places the organism in Eukaryota, Metazoa, Cnidaria, Hydrozoa, Anthoathecata, Hydractiniidae.